GCGCGGCGGUUGGCGCCUCCGCUGUCAGUGUCCGAGCGUGCGGCGGCGGCGGCAGCAGCGCUUCAGCCCGCUCCGGAGCUGGGCGGCGAGAGCGGGGACACCCCAGGCCUGCCGCAAGAGAGCUGCCCCAGGAGCAACGAGGACUAAUCCUGGGAGAAGCCAGGCCUACUGGAUGAGCAGACUGUCCCGGGAGAAGCCUGGAGUUGAUAGGCGCUAGGUCUGAUGAGUGAGAGCUAUCCUGACUGCUGCUGGGAUUUGUUAUGUUCUGCUCGGACAUACUCUCUUGGGAAAAUCCGUGAUUGAACGGAUGCUGUUGAUUUAAACUGGGAUAAAAGGAAAAAAAUCCUUCCGUAGCCUAUCGUAUCCAACAGGCCUGGGAUAGAUCAUCACUCAACUCUAGAAAGAGAGCUGUGGUGGAAAUAAAUUGGGCCAAACGAAGAGAGAUUCUGGCAAUUUUUUGAGUCAGAGAAGAGUUGCUGAUAAAAUAAAGUGAUCUGGAAAUCCCAACAAUAAACUGAGAUUUGCUGAAGUGCAUAAAAAGAAAUCUUGAUCAAAACUGAGUGAAAACCAAAAUUUGGAUUAAAUGGUUCAGAGACUUUUUGGAUUAAACUGAGCAAACUGCCUUGGGUAAAGAUACUAACCCUGGGAGAGAGCAGACAAGAAAAACCUAUUUCAGGUGGUAAAACUACUGCAGUUUUGUGCUGAUGAGGUGGGAAUAGAGGAACGGAUAAUCGGUGUUCUACCACAUUUUUUUUUAAGGGAGUGCUAGCAAGAAGCAAAGAAAGGGCUAGGUUACCUGAUACCUGGCAGAGUCCAGGUCUGUUAGUCUCCAGCUGAAUAAGGUGUCCCUGUUUGGCAUGUUUUUUAUAUUUUGUACUGUAAUAGAGGAUUGUGGCCUGUGGGGCUUUUAAACACUUUAUUUAAUUCUGGGUUUUUAAAAAUUAUUCUCUGCAUCUCUAAAAGAAUGUGCCAUAGUGUCUUUGCAAAUAUCUUGCUCUUUAAAGGUAUCUGAUUAAAAUGCAUGUUGUUUGAAAUUUAAAUUAAAGCGUUAAGUUGUCACAUGCAUAGACAUUUAGUUGACCAAAACCAAAUCAUUUUAAACAAGUUUGGUUUAUUCUAGUCUUGCUAAAUGGUUUGGAAUCUGCAAGUGGGUUGAAGCUGGGCUUGACUGCCAAUAGUUAAAACUUGGAUGCUGCAGCAUUUUGAGCCCUAGAGACUCUGUUGGUAAAUCAUACAUGAAAUUUUUUUUUUUUUUUACUUUUUAAUACCAAAAAUGUUAGAUAUUUUUAUCUUAACUAGUCUUUAAAAAUACAAAACUUGAGAGAACUUUCUUCAGGGCUAGGGAGGCUAAUUAAAAAUUGUUUUAUUUGGAGAUAAAUUUAAUUGUGAGGCUGGUUUUUGGGAGAAACCAUAGACUUAGGGCAAAAUUUCAGCUUAUGCUGGAGGGGGGGGAAAGAACCUCAAAGUAUCUCCAUCCUUUACUUCUGUAGCCUUUGGAAUUAAUCGGGCACCGCUCCUGGGAUAUCAGACACUUUACUUCCUACACCAUUUUGGGAUAUAAAGGUGCAGAGUGAACUAAGAAACUUGAACAUAUCCAUUGGGGACUGAUGCUGAGGAGGAGCUGACAUACAAAGGGAUAAAGGCCGUAAUAUUACACAGAAAUGGAUGUGUGGUCAAGAGUAGCAGUGUGGAUCCUGUGUGGUUUUCUUCUGCACCAAGGACAGGGGGAGAGGCCCCCAGGUACCCAUUUGGAUGAAACUGCAAUUGCAGAGUUCUGUCGAAUUGAUGAGCCCUUGUGCCACCUCGAAGAUGAGCAGCUCAGCUUUGAAGCUGUCUGCAAUAUCCACAAGCAGAUGGACGAUGACGCCAAUGGCAACGUGGAUGUAGAGGAGAGCGAUGAGUUCCUGAGGGAAGACUUAAAUUAUCAUGACCCAACAGUCAAACACAGCACCUUCCAUGGGGAGGAUAAACUCAUCAGCGUGGAAGAUCUCUGGAAGUCAUGGAAAACAUCCGAAGUGUAUAACUGGACAGUUGAUGAGGUGGUGCAGUGGCUAAUCACCUAUGUGGAACUGCCACAGUAUGAAGAAACCUUCAGGAAACUGCAGCUAAGUGGACAUGCCAUGCCCAGGUUAGCGAUAAACAACGCCACCAUGAUGGGAACUGUACUGAAAAUGACUGAUCGGAGCCACAGGCAGAAGCUGCAGCUGAAAGCCCUGGACACAGUGCUGUUUGGACCUCCUCUCUUAACUCGUCAUAACCACCUAAAGGAUUUCAUGUUGGUGGUGUCCAUUGUCAUUGGAGUGGGUGGCUGCUGGUUUGCCUACAUCCAGAACCGCUACUCAAAGGAGCACGUGAAGAGGAUGAUGAAAGACCUAGAAGGGCUUCAUAGAGCUGAGCAGAGUCUACACGACCUUCAAGAAAGGCUGCAGAAGGCCCAGGAGGAGCACCGCACGGUGGAAGUGGAGAAGGUGCAUCUGGAGAAGAAGCUCCAAGACGAGAUCAGCAUCGCCAAGCAAGAGGCACACCGGCUGCGGGAGCUGCGCGAGGGGACGGAGAACGAGCUGAGCAGACAGAAGUACGCUGAGCAGGAGCUGGAGCAGGUCCGAAUGGCGCUGAAGAACGCAGAGAAGGAGCUUGAAUCCCACUGUAGCUGGGCCGCACCAGAGGCCUUGCAGAAAUGGCUCCAGCUAACCCACGAAGUGGAGGUCCAGUACUACAACAUCAAGAAACAGAAUGCGGAGAAGCAGCUGCUGGUGGCCAAAGAGGGGGCUGAAAAAAUUAAAAAGAAGCGAAACACCCUCUUUGGAACAUUUCAUGUUGCUCACAGCUCAUCCCUAGACGACGUUGAUCAUAAAAUCUUAACUGCAAAGCAAGCCCUGAGCGAAGUGACGGCCGCACUGCGGGAGCGCCUACACCGCUGGCACCAAAUAGAGCUGCUGUGCGGCUUCCAGAUUGUCAACAACCCUGGCAUCCACACGCUAGUGACAGCCCUGAACAUCGAUCCCAGCUGGGUGGGCACCUCCCGGCCCAACCCAGCACACUUCAUCAUGACUGAUGAUCUGGACGAUCUGGACGAAGAGAUUGUCUCUCCCAUGUCCAUGCAGUACGCGGCCUGGCUUUUGGGGCGCAGGUUCAGUGACCGCUCGUCUAUCUCCACGGAGGAUCUGUCCCUCUGGAAACACCCCGCUGCCCCCUUGCCGAGCGGUGUCCGCCAGCGCGUCGUGGACCCGCAGCACUCCCUCGGAUCUCAGAGGUUGGUAGAGAGUUACGUGCAUGGCCAGAAUGAGCCGGGCCAGCCUGCCCAUUACCUGACAGGCAGAGUUGCUCUUCGUCGAAUGCACAGCCUCACUUCUGGACAGUCUUUUAGUUCCGACGCUCAUGGAACCAGCCCAGCAUCUGCCACCACCGCCUCUUGCUCCUCCACCGCCACCACCACUGCAUCUUCUCCUGCUUGCCAUGCCCACCCUAUCUAUUACCAUCACACCUCCUCCUCUUAUAUCCUCCAGAUGGACUCCGCCCCCGACCUGCCCCCUCCUGACGUCACCUCGGGGAUUCGCUGUCACACUGAGAGCUUUGGGUAUACCGCUCCUUCUUUUCUAGCUCCCUCUAGCCUGCCGUGCCUCGGGACUGAUGCUUGCUGUGGCGUUCUUCCUCUUGGAGUCCUUGUACCCUUUCCCUGCGGGCUAUAAUCGUUCCUUGGUUUCUACAGCUUUUGCUUCCUUAGCCUCUCUCCCAUGUAAGCGGAGCGGUUUUAGGCACUUGGUCCAGUGCCUCAUCUGUCCUCUCAGUGGUGAUUAACCAAUGAAGCGCUGUGGUUUUGGCUGAGAAUUGCCUGUGUCUCCGACUAAAUCGGUCUUUUAUUUGGGUGAUGUGCCUGCGGGAACAAAGGUAACACAACUAAUCAAGCACACACUGACCUUAUUUGAAACCUUGUCUCAUCUUUGGCUCUUCCCAAGCAAAUUGCAAAUGAGUGUAAGUGGUUAGCUCCUGGUGAGUGCUGCUGGGAGCACACGGCAGGAGCUGAAGUGCCCCAUUGUGUUCAGGGGGUGACGUGGGCCAGCAGUAUCCGGGGAAGUCGAGCUCAGACUGACACUCUUCUUUGUGCCUCAGCCCCAGUCGUAUGGCAAUGGAUGGCCGAGUGAUGAGCGUCUCAGCUCUAGGCUACCAGCUGUAGUCUGGUCCAUGUCCGUAAUGACUAGAAGGCAGUGAUGGCUGUUUGGUGGCCUAUGGGAAAUCAGUUAGUGGACUUGGUCCAGUUCAGACCAUCUCACUGCUGAUCAGCAGCCCUGUGAGCAGUGUCAGCAGAGAGGCCUUGGGAACUGAAUGUCCUCUUCUUCCCUAGACAGGGUCCUUCUAGGAGAUGGCUGAAGCCCACUGUGACGAGAGCUUGUGCUGACACUGCUCAUGUGCCUAGCUGUUCUGUGGCUGAAGUAGAGGAUUCCACUUCUGGUGCUGCCCAGGGCGCCUUCUGCCACACUUCAGUUCACGCACAAUGAGUGAAAACAAACAGGAAAAGCUUCUCCGCUUAGCACAUGGACGUGUCUUGAGCGCACCUUUUGGGUCAUGGGAUUGAAGAGAGCAGGCAGAGAAUCUACCCCUGUUAGAUUAACUUCCAGCAGGCCCUAGUUCAGGACAGAAGCUGCUGUUAAACACACAGUUAUGGAAGGAGUAUGGUCGAGCGCUUAGGGCCUGGGAUUAGGGUUCUGGGUUCAGGCGUCCUGGGUUCUCUUCCAACUUCUCACUUCUCUGGACUCAGUUUCCUCAUCUGUAAAGCUGGGAAUUCUCUCCUAGCUCAGUGGCAGUGUUAAAUAAUGAGUGGGUGGCAAAUGGUUGGAGAUCGGAGGAAAGGCUAGAAAAGUGCAAAGCACAGCAGACUGCAUUUUAGUAGUGGUCGCCCUAGUUCUACAUACUCCCCAGGAUAUAAUCAACUUGUCCAGAACUUUCCACAGCCCGGGCUUCAGCUGCCCGACUCUCACGCUCCACUAUUGAUUCAGUAUGUUCCUGAUGGCCCAGAGCAACCUGUGAGCCACAGGCCACAAAUCACAGCACUUGUAAAGCACGAACUAAUUGUGCAUUUUAGAGGUGUGCAUUCUGGAGCAACAAGCCUUGUGAAAAUUCAUGUGGGAAAGUGGCCCUGCCCAUGCUCCGUAGUGGGUUAUUAACCAGCACCGUCUUGGCUCAUUUAUCGUUUGUGGAAGAAGAGCAAAGAACCAUUUGAAUAUAAUUUAGGUGAAUGGCUUGCCAAAUUUCAGUCCAGUCGGGCCCGUCCCGUUUGACAGGUAAAGGUCUGGAAACACCUUCCAUGGCAAGGUACAGCCCUGAGUAAGUUCUUACAGCCGAGUGCCCAGUCCUUGGAAAACAGGGUUAUGCUAGGAGUCUUGACGUCAGCUUGAAGGGCAGUUUGUCGCGAGAAGCGGCAUCUUAUUCCCCAGAGCUGUUUGCUUUUCUGGGCAGAUGUGCGUUUGCUGGCCCUACAAAAAGCCCAGGCCUGCAGACCUGCAAGUCAGAGGCAGCAGGGGGCUUGGCUUGCUCCUCAGCUCCCAGGCGGAGAUCACAGUGGUCGCUUGUGACCCUGACUCUGUCAUUUUCACUGAAAGAGCGAGAUUUCGGAUUUGUUUCUGCUCUGUGCCCCUGGAGGAGACCUGCUGCCAAAAGGGCACUUCCUUAGCAACGGACACCUCUGCCCCAUUGAGAAUGUCUCCUGGAAGGGUGGCCACCAUUACACUGUCCAAAGCAAGGGCCCGAGGCGAGAGGAGAGCCGGGCAGUUAGGCCCCCAGGCUUCAUUCGCCUCUUGUUUCAUUGUGUGUCAAACUGCAGCUUUUUAUUGCAUGUCUCUAGUCCUUUUGUCUGAGGAGCUCGGAGCCCCUUCUAGACAUCAGUCGAGCCAUGCAACAUCCCCAAGAGAGAUGAGCAUGACAUGGGGAAACUGAGGCACAGAGACCCCCCCCCCCCGAGAGUGCUGGAGUCAGGAACAGAACCCAGGAGUCCCCUUGACAGAGGCGGGUACUGCCCCAAACUCAGUGAUACAAUGUCUGGCUCCUUUUAGCUCCAGCAACGCCCAGGAGACGGCUGUUGAAGAGUUUUUGCCAGGGAAGUGUCUCUGCCAGCCUUUUUCUUUCCCCUAAGGAAAGAGAGUGAGUAGCUCUGGGCACUGCAUCGUGCUUAGCCAUCUGCUUCCGCCAUGUCCCGUGAAUACUGACAGACCCUUCUCUAAAGGCCAGGCCGCUGGAUUGACUGUCACAAACUCCUCACUCUUCGCUUCUCUUUUGCAAUUGGCUUCAGAGGACCUGGUGCAAACAAGGUCAGCGCUGUUCUGAUUCUGGAGCCUGGUGUGUGGCUUUGAAUGCUAACAUUCAGGGUUGGGGGUGGCGGAUGCUCUGUGCACAGGGGUUUCUGCUCUCCAGCGCCUGCUCCUAUGCUGUGCCAGUGGUUCUCGUGUGGUGGGGAGGGGGCGGGAGACGGAGUCUUCCACCUGGGUGCCCUUCGUCUCUAAGGUGGGAGCAGGGGCUGUCCGAGACCUGGUGCCAGAGCCAUUAGAUGGGGUGGGGGAGUGGGAAUCAAUGAUGGGGCUCCCCAGUGAGUCGGGGCCUCUUCCCAGUCCCAGACUGCUUGAUGCUGGGGGCAGCAGCGUAACCAAACAGGAGGUCAGGCCCAGCUCUGCUGUAAGCAAAGCUGUGUGACGCUGCCUGGGUAGAGCUGGGCCCCAGCUGGAAAAGGCAGGAGGGCCGUAUGUAUUGGGUGGGGAGCCAGGCCCCGCUAUGGCACACUCAGGCUGAACGGCCUUGAAUCCAUCCGUAGAAAGCUCAAGAGUACCUCAUCCCAGGUCCUGUGUGAUACGGGCAGUGGAAGCCCGUUGAGAGAAAAGCAAUCAAUGGGCAGCAGAGACCUGGGCAGGCGAGGAGCCCACACGUGUUCUGCCUUUCCCCUUCCAUUCUUCCACAUUCUG
Molecule: messenger RNA, 6947 nt
Organism: Terrapene triunguis (Three-toed box turtle)
Lineage: Eukaryota; Metazoa; Chordata; Testudines; Emydidae
Gene: STIM1
Product: stromal interaction molecule 1
Exons: 13
Coding region: 1662-3689 (675 amino acids)
Biological process (GO): store-operated calcium entry; intracellular calcium ion homeostasis; activation of store-operated calcium channel activity
Cellular component (GO): plasma membrane; endoplasmic reticulum
Molecular function (GO): calcium ion binding; protein binding; calcium channel regulator activity
Source: RefSeq, a predicted model, not a curated record